AUGCUCAUUGACAAAGCCGACGUCUACAUUGAGAUCUGCCGUUCGGCAAGACUCCUGUCCCCGACUGUCCACGUGCGACAGGCUCUACUCCUCACGACUAACCGGGUUGGGCCCUUCGAUGACGCUUUCAUGUCACGGGUCAACAUCAUCAUUGGCUACAAAAACCUCGUCGAAAGCAGAUCUGCACUCAAUUCUCAAUUCCUCGACGAUCUCGACAACGAACGUGAUGACUUCAGAGUAAUGCGGGGGGCAAAGGACGAUUACGUCCUGCAGGAUGACAUGGAAAUGGGGGAGAGGUCCCCGAUGGUAAUCAUCCAUAAUGACCUCCCAAUUCCCUCCAGCAUCCAGGCGAGUCCAGGAACGAUCAGCCAACCCCCGAUCAGAAAGGACUUCGAGCAAGUACACUAGGCAAUGAUACUACUGAUGCAGCAAUUCAAGAUGAAAGCAGUAAUUCUCGUAUCAACGUCCACGAGGGGGAUUGGAUGUUGCAUUGCCAAGGCCAGCACCACGCCUUACCGAUAGGACGACCGGGGGGGCGACCCGGAACUACGGGCACAGCCGGCAAGGAGAGAGCGAUGACGCUAAGCUACAAGCGGCUUAGUGUUCCAAGUUUGCCAUUUAUGGAGCAGCAAGGGGGUGCAAGUGGAG
This is a messenger RNA of Phialemonium atrogriseum, 648 nucleotides long. RefSeq lists its product as uncharacterized. The record is from RefSeq and is a predicted model, not a curated record. Bases 1 to 408 code for a protein of 135 amino acids. Lineage: Eukaryota; Fungi; Ascomycota; Sordariomycetes; Cephalothecales; Cephalothecaceae. The transcript is spliced from 2 exons.